Molecule: messenger RNA, 3797 nt
Organism: Pyrus x bretschneideri (Chinese white pear)
Lineage: Eukaryota; Viridiplantae; Streptophyta; Magnoliopsida; Rosales; Rosaceae
Exons: 5
Coding region: 1-3315 (1104 amino acids)
Molecular function (GO): DNA binding
Source: RefSeq, a predicted model, not a curated record
AUGGCCUUCCCGCCCGCCGUCGACCACCACAGCCCUAGCCCUAACCACCUCUACCUUGAAUCCCUCCCUCUCAUUGACCUCGGCCUCCUCUCUCAAUCAGACCUCUACUCUCUCUCCCUCAUCUCCUCCUCCUCCUCCUCCCAAUCCCACCCCACCCGCCGCUUCGACGAUGACGUAUUGAUCCCCAAAAUCGACCGUUCCGUCUUCAAUGAAUCCGCCGGCAGCCGCAAGCAGACCUACUCCCGCCUCCGCCUCGCUCCUCGUAACUCCCAAUUCCCAAUCCCAAACCCCAAAUCGCAGAAAACGAUUCCCCAUUACCACCCCCAAGACUCCGAAACCCUCCAGAUUAUCGCUCUCUUGAAACAGCUUUUUCCCUCAGAAAAAGCCCCAAAUGAAAACGACGGCGUGCUCGUCCCUGUCCCCGUCCGCCUCGUCCAAUAUGACGCCACGCCCGGCCCCUUCGUGGAAAACUUCCCGGCUGGACUCUCCAUCGAUAUCAGUACGAAGAGGAAGAGAGGCCGCCCGCGUAAGGAUCACAAUGCCAUUAUAUCUUACCCGAGCGUCAACGCUGAUGUUUCGAUGAAGAUGCGUGGCGGUGACAAUACGCCGCCCGGGAUUGUUGUUCAGAGCAGUGAGGGCAGCCGGAAGCGAGGCCGGCCGCGGAAAGAUGAGAACAGAGUGGUUUCGGUGGCUAAGCGUGAGAAGAAAGUGACGGUCAAGGAAGGGAAAGUGAAGGUGGAGGAGGCUGAGAUGGUGAUGGUGAACGGAAAUGGAGUUAUUGUGGACUUGGCUGUGGUAGAGAAUGCGGACGGUUUGUUUGGGGAGGAGUUGAGAAGGAGGACGGAGGGGAUGGAGACCCAGGCGCAGUUGUUAGGGUUUCUGGGAGGGUUGGACGGGCAGUGGUCGAGCGCUAGGAAGAAGAGGAAGAUUGUGCCUGCGGGUGAGCUUGGUGACGUGUUGCCGAUGCAUUGGAAGAUUUUGCUAUCUCUCAAGAGGAAUGGAGGGCUAGUUCGACUCUUCUGUAAACGAUACAUAAGCCCUAAUGGGCAGCAGUUUGUGUCGUGCAAGGAAGUUAAUUCGUACUUGAUCUCUUAUUUUGGAGUUGGAAACAAGUCAAUUCCUGGUCAUACUGGUGGCAGUAUUCAGCUUUCUAAUAAAAUGGUUUCUGGAGAUGGUAUGCAACAGGAUACAAAUCUUACCUUUGAAGAUGAGAGCAAGGUUAAUGAGCUUGCUAGCCACUCGCUAAUGCCUGUUACUUCAGUAUCACCUGGUCAUGAGAAACAAGAAAACUUCUUUCUUACAGAAAAUUUACAGGAAUUUCAAGCAGGAGAAGAAAUGGGCAUGACUAAGAAGGUUGACCAGAUAAAGACUGGUAUUCUGCAGACAUCUUUGAAGAUUUAUGAGUCAGGUCAAAUAGACAGGGAAGCAUCUUCUGAUGCAGUAGCCAAAUAUGAAUCGAGUGCUGGUUUUCCUUGUGGUAAAGUGAACAAUGAUAUCACAAAUUGUUUUGGAUCGAACAAUAGUGAAUCUAAUUCAUUGUCUUGUGAGGAUCAAGCUUUGAAGAAUAAUAAAAUUGGUAAGGAUUUGGGAUUUUCUGAGCAGGGUAGUGCAGUUAUUAUGACAAAUGAUAAGUUGGUGGAUGAGCCUACUGGUCCUGGUCUCAGCUCUGCUGAAACAAAUAUUUUGGACUGCUUUCGUGAUGGAAUAAAUGAUGGUUUUAAGGCUUCUGUGAGUUCAGUUGAUUUGCCCAAUGUAGACACUGAUACUGCUUUAAAUGGUACACAAAAAGAACGGAGGUCUGAGAAUAUUGAUAACAACCAAUUAACUAGCACAGAAGAAAAUACAAAAUUUGAUGAUGUGGAUGAUCGUGGGAAUGGCAGGUCAAUAUCUGGUAUUAGUGAGAGUUGCAUUGGACCCCAGAAUGUUUGUACUAAUGUCGUGCAGCAAAGUACUUCUGAAGCCUGCUCGCUUCUUCCUUCAACUAUCAUACAGUCUCUACAGAAAAGAGGCUCUGAAAGAGGUUUAUGUAGUACUACUGUUGAGAAAACAUGUGAUGUCAGGGAUGAUUACAAUAGUGAGUCACUCUACACAUCUUAUGGACCCAAGUUUGAUAAUAUUGAUCUAUCUGGGAAUGACGACAAGGCAAUCAGUUUAAGCAGCGACCAUGCCAUGCCGAAUGUGGGUGCAGUGGAAAUCAAUGAGCAUGUUAGAAGUACUGGGAGCUGUUCAAGCGGUCCAGGUCUGGAUGGACAAAGUUGUAUUGCAUUAAGUAAUGCAAAGAAUCCUAGUUGCAUAGUGGAGGAACUCUGGCAGGAAAAGAGUUUUCAAGGCAAUGAGUCUGUUCCAUUUGUUAAACCGGGCAGGGGUUCUUCUGAAACUGGUAUGAUUUACCCCUCUGGCUAUGCACGGAAUGUGAAUAGCACAAACUCAAGCUCAAUGGAAGAAUCAAAACAUGAGGAUUCUAAAAGGUCUUGGAAUAACGAGGUAAUGCUUUCUUUUAGCAGCAGUUACGCUGGAUCAGUUGCCAAUUCUAUGACAAACACUCUGCAUGAAAGGAGUUCUGGAGGACCUUCCCUUGUUUAUUCAGGGAAUAGUCAAACAUUUUCCACUGGAAAUAAAUUAACUGGCAUUUUCAGUAGCUCAGUAUCGGAUGAUAAACUUAGUAGAGGUUCUGUUGAUGGUUCAAUACAUCCAAAUGGUGAAGAACAAAUCCCUGGGAUAGAACAUAAUAUAAACAGGGUUUAUGGCAGCAUAAUGUGGGAGCAGCCUAACACUGAGAAUGCAGAAAAGUCCAGGAACAAUGAGCCUCUAAAUCAUUCCCAACCUUCUGGGGAUGUCAUGGCUGAAUUUAUGUGGAGAAGUGAUGAGCAAAAUGUUCAGCUGAGUGGACUGGUUGAUACACCAUUUGAACUCAUGCAAUCAUCUGGCUACUAUCCGAACAGUGGUCUGUUGUCUGACAAGGGUGCAAAUGGAGUUUUAAGUGUAAAUGAAAAGCGUGACAACAUGUCAGGUUUGGAAGGAUUGAAACUGGGUCAGUUUGAUUACAAUUUCCCAACAGUGCAAGCAACCUCACGUACAAAGGAAUCAAAAGUGUUGUCAUAUGAUGGAGAGAUGGAACAAGGUUUCAGUUCAUCGGAUUGGCUUGAAAAGGAAUCUUUGCCCUCAAUGCCAAAUAACGCAAGCAGGUAUGAGAUUAACACCUGUGUCUGGUGCAGAAAUGAGUUUCAUCAUGAGGUUUGUGAACGGACACAACCUGGUUCUGUCGGUUUGAUAUGUGCAACCUGCCAGGCCAAUUUCUCAGGCAAUUUUUUGUAGUUAUUCAUUUGUGCUGUUGCUCCCAGUGAUGGUUUUCUUGUUAUAUAUCCAUCCUCCUUGCAAGAAGAAGAAUUCUUGGUUGAGGCUUUGAUGGAACUGUUUUGAAGAUCACUUUUGCUCGUUGAUAGAUCUAAUGUUCCCAUGCAAGAGGCUGAUAUUUCCGGUUCUGGUAUGGAGCUCUAUGUCCAUUUCUUGCCAGAGGUUGCAGCAGCACAUUUACAUUUUGCUUUCCCUCUCUUUAGGUCUAAAUGAUUGUGUCAUAAUCUGAUUGAAUUAGGCCUUUUCUUUUUCCUUUCCGGCGGAGGACAUUUUUCAUAUACUCCGCACGAGAAAGAAACUGAAUGUCCAAUUAGGUUUUUUGGACUAACUUGUGCAUAACAACUUCGAUAACAUUUUCUGCUCCAAAUAUUAGUCUCUCAAACAAAACAUUUAUUUUGUUAACGAAGAUGGUGACGAUAAGAAUUCUUAUGCUGUUGAGAACA